Balaenoptera acutorostrata (minke whale) is the source of this 6376-nucleotide messenger RNA. It is a transcript of the gene AGRN, whose product is annotated as agrin. Lineage: Eukaryota; Metazoa; Chordata; Mammalia; Artiodactyla; Balaenopteridae. Gene Ontology annotation, biological process: receptor clustering; G protein-coupled acetylcholine receptor signaling pathway. Gene Ontology annotation, molecular function: calcium ion binding; laminin binding. The transcript has 38 exons. Bases 135 to 6302 code for a protein of 2055 amino acids. The record is from RefSeq and is a predicted model, not a curated record.
CCCGGUCCGCCCCCGCGCCGCCCGCGCUCCCGCCGCCUCCCAGGAGCUGCGUCCCGUCCUGUCCAGUCCAGUCCCUGGCGCGGCCCGGCCCGUGAGCUUGCUCCGGCCGCCUUCCGCCGUCCUCCGCCCGCGCCAUGGCCAGCCUGCGGCCGUCCGGCCGGGCUCCCCUGCAGCCACUGCUGCUGCUCCUGGUGGUGGCCGCGCGCGCCCUGCCCGGCGCCGACGGGACGUGCCCCGAACGCGCGCUGGAGAGGCGGGAGGAGGAGGCGAACGUGGUGCUCACCGGCACCGUGGAGGAGAUCCUCAACGUGGACCCGGUGCAGCACACGUACUCGUGCAAGGUUCGGGUCUGGCGGUACUUGAAGGGCAAAGAUGUGGUGGCCCAGGAGAGCCUGCUGGAUGGAGGCAACAAGGUGGUGAUUGGCGGCUUCGGAGACCCCCUCAUCUGUGACAACCAGGUGUCCACUGGGGACACCAGGAUCUUCUUUGUGAACCCCGCCCCGCCGUACCUGUGGCCGGCCCACAAGAAUGAGCUCAUGCUCAACUCCAGCCUCAUGCGCAUCACCCUGCGGAACCUGGAGGAGGUAGAGCACUGCGUGGAAGACAAACCUGGGACCCACUUCACGCCAGUGCCCCCAACGCCUCCGGAUGCGUGCCGAGGAAUGCUGUGUGGCUUCGGCGCCGUCUGCGAGCCCAGCGCGGAGGAGCCGGGCCGAGCCUCCUGCGUGUGCAAGAAGAGCCCCUGCCCCAGCGUGGUGGCACCCGUGUGCGGCUCAGAUGCCUCCACCUACAGCAACGAGUGCGAGCUGCAGCGGGCGCAGUGCAGCCAGCAGAGGCGCAUCCGCCUGCUGCGCCGGGGGCCCUGCGGGACCAGGGACCCCUGCUCCAAUGUAACCUGCAGCUUUGGCAGCACCUGUGCACGCUCCGCGGAUGGACUGACAGCCACGUGCCUGUGCCCUGCCACGUGCCUGGGGGCCCCCGAGGGCCCCGUGUGUGGCAGCGACGGCACUGACUACCCCAGCGAGUGCCAGCUCUUGCGGCAAGCCUGCGCCCACCAGGAAAACGUGUUCAAGAAGUUCGACGGCCCUUGCGACCCCUGCCAGGGCUCCCUCAACGACCUGAGCCGCAUCUGCCGUGUGGACCCACGCACGCGGCGCCCCAAGAUGCUCCUGCGGCCAGAGAGCUGCCCUCCGAGGCAGGCGCCCGUGUGUGGGGAUGAUGGGGUUACCUACGGUAACGACUGUGUCAUGGGCCGAACCGGGGCCAUCCGAGGCCUCCUCCUCCAGAAAGUGCGCUCUGGCCAGUGCCAGCCUCAAGACCAGUGCCCAGAAGCGUGCAAGUUCAGUGCCGUGUGUCUGUCCCACCGAGGCCACCCCCGCUGUUCCUGCGACCGUGUCAUCUGUGAUGGGGCCUACAAACCCGUGUGCGCCCACGACGGGCACACAUACGACAAUGACUGCUGGCGCCAGCAGGCCGAGUGUCAGCAGCAGCGCAGCCUGCCCGCCAAACACCAGGGCCCGUGUGACCAGCCCCCGUCCCCAUGCCGCGGGGUGCAGUGUCCAUUUGGGGCGAUGUGUGCUGUGAAGAAUGGGGAAGCCGAGUGUGCGUGUCAGCAAGCGUGUUCAGGCAUCUACGAUCCCGUGUGUGGCAGCGAUGGCGUCACGUACGGCAGCACGUGCGAGCUGGAGGCUACGGCCUGCGCCCUUGGGCGGGAGAUCCGGGUGGCUCGCCGAGGACCCUGUGACCGCUGUGGGCAGUGCCGCUUUGGAGCCCUGUGCGAGGCUGAGACCGGGCGCUGCGUGUGCCCCUCCGAGUGCGUGGCCUCGGCCCAGCCCGUGUGCGGCUCUGACGGGCGCACGUAUGCCAGCGAGUGUGAAUUGCACGUCCAUGCCUGCACACGCCAGAUCAGCCUGCACGUGGCCUCGGCUGGACCCUGCCAGACCUGCGGAGACAGAGUGUGCGCCUUCGGGGCCGUGUGCUCAGCGGGGCGGUGCGUGUGUCCCCGGUGUGAGCGCCCUCCGCCCGGCCCCGUGUGUGGCAGCGACGGCCUGACCUACCGCAGUUCUUGCGAGCUCCGCGAGGCGGCCUGCCAGCAGCAGAUGCAGAUAGAGGAGGCCCGGGCGGGGCCGUGUGAGCAGGCCGAGUGCGGCUCGGGCGGCUCGGGCUCUGGAGAGCACGGUGAGUGUGAGCAGGAGCUGUGCCGGCAGCGAGGCGGCAUCUGGGACGAGGACUCGGAGGACGGGCCGUGCGUCUGCGACUUCAGCUGCCAGAGUGUCCUGAGGAGCCCGGUGUGCGGCUCGGACGGGGUCACCUACCGUGCCGAGUGUGAGCUGGAGAAGGCCAGGUGUGAAUCGCGGCCAGAGCUGUACGUCGUGUCCCGGGGAGCCUGCCGUGCCCCCACCUUGGCCCCGCUGCUGCCUGCGGUUCCCCUGCACUGCGCUCAGACCCCCUACGGCUGCUGCCAGGACAACAUCACUGCUGCCCGGGGCGUGGGCCUGGCUGGCUGCCCCAGCUUGUGCCAGUGCAACCCACACGGCUCCUACAGUGGCACCUGUGACCCGGCCACAGGCCAGUGCUCCUGCCGCCCGGGCGUGGGGGGCCUCAAGUGUGACCGCUGUGAGCCCGGCUUCUGGAACUUCCGUGGUAUCGUCAUCGAUGGCCGGAGCGGCUGUACCCCCUGCAGCUGUGACCCCCAGGGUGCCGUGCGGGACGACUGUGAGCAGAUGACCGGGCUGUGCUCCUGUAAGCCUGGGGUGGCAGGACCCAAGUGCGGGCAGUGUCCAGACGGCCGUGCCCUGGGCCCUGCUGGCUGUGAACCAGACUCUUCGGCACCCAAGACCUGUGCUGAGAUGCCUUGUGAGUUCGGGGCGUCCUGCGUGGAGGAGGCUGGCUCCGCCCACUGCGUGUGCCCAACACCCGCCUGUCCAGGGGCCAAUGCUACCAAGGUCUGUGGGUCAGAUGGAGUCACCUAUGGCAACGAGUGCCAGCUGAGGACCAUCGCCUGCCGCCAGGGCUUGGACAUCUCUAUCCAGAGCCUCGGCCCUUGCCAGGAAGACAUCACUUCCGGCCCCCGUCCGACAUCCGCAUCUGUGGCCACCUCAGGGCUUGACCUGAGCAAGGCACUGUUGCCUCCACCCAGCGCCCUCUCCCUGGCUCCCAGCAGUACCCCUCGCAGCCGGCCCACCUCUCGACCCGCAUCACAACCUUGGACCACCGCCAGCAUCCCCAGGACCGCUGCAAGGCCCGUGCUGACCAUGCCUCCCACGGCCCCCUCCAUGGCAGCCAGCCUCGCCACAUCCGCCUUUGGCGAAUCUGGCAGCGCUGAUGGGAGCGGUGACGAGGAGCUGAGUGGUGACUUGGAGGCCAGUGGGGCUGGCUCAGGAGGACUCGAGCCUCCUGAGAGAGACAGCGCUGGGACCCCCGGGCCACCCAUGGAGAGGGCUUCGUGCUACAACUCGCCUAUGGGCUGCUGCUCAGAUGGCAAGACGCCCUCACUGGACGCAGAGGGCUCCAACUGUCCUGCCACCAAGGUGUUCCAGGGUGUGCUGGAGCUCGAGGGGGUCGAGGGGCAGGAGCUGUUCUACACGCCGGAGAUGGCUGACCCCAAGUCCGAGCUGUUUGGAGAGACCGCCAGGAGCAUCGAGAGUGUGCUGGAUGACCUCUUCCGGAACUCGGACGUUAAGAAGGACUUUCGAAGUGUCCGCCUGCGGGACUUGGGGCCCGGCAACUCCGUCCGAGCCAUUGUGGACGUGCACUUCGACCCCACCACAGCCUUCAGGGCACCCGAUGUGUGCCAGGCCCUGGUCCGGCAGAUCCAGGCAUCCAGGCGCCGGUCCUUGGGCGUGAGGCGGCCUCUGCAGGAACACGUGCGGUUCAUGGACUUCGACUGGCUUCCUGCGUUCUUCACGGGAGCCACCCCUGCUGCAGCCACGGCCAGAGCCACCACUGUGGCCCGCCUGCCACCUUCGGCUGUGACCCCUAGGGCCCUCCAUCCCAGUCACACGAGCCGGCCCGUCAGCAGGACCACAGUGCCCUUCACCGCGCGCCAGCCCCCCACCCCUGCCCCCAGCCGCACGCCUGCACGCCGGCCCCCGCCCCCAGGCACCCAGCAGCCCCCACGUCCCUGUGACUCCCAGCCCUGCCUCCACGGGGGGACCUGCCAGGACCAGGGCUCAGGUGGAGACUUCACCUGCCGCUGCACGGCGGGCAGGGGGGGCGCCGUCUGUGAGAAGGCACUGCGCCCCUCCGUGCCGGCCUUCGGGGGCCACUCCUUCCUGGCCUUCCCCACCCUCCGUGCCUACCACACCCUGCGCCUGGCGCUUGAAUUCCGGGCGCUGGAGCCCCAGGGUCUGCUGCUCUACAACGGCAAUGCCCGGGGCAAGGACUUCCUGGCACUGGCGUUGCUGGGGGGCCGCGUGCAGCUCAGGUUCGACACAGGUUCGGGGCCCGCGGUGCUGACCAGCUCAGUGCCCGUGCAGCCCGGCCGGUGGCAUCACCUGGAGCUGUCUCGGCACUGGCGCCAGGGCACUCUCUCGGUGGACGGUGAGACCCCUGUCCUGGGCCAGAGCCCCAGUGGCACUGACGGCCUCAACCUGGACAUGGACCUUUUUGUGGGUGGCGUCCCGGAGGACCAGGCUUCCGUGGUGCUCGAGCGGACCUCUGUCGGCGUCGGUCUUAGGGGCUGUAUCCGCUUGCUGGGCGUCAACAACCAGCAGCUGGAGCUGAGUGACUGGCAGGGGUCUGCGACCCGAAGCUCCGGAGUGGGCGAGUGCAGGGACCACCCCUGUGUGCCUAACCCCUGCCUCGGCGGGGCCCCGUGCCAGGCCCUGGAGGCCGGCAUGUUCCACUGUCGGUGCCUACCCGGCCGCUUUGGCCCGACCUGUGCUGACGAGAAGGACCCUUGUCAGCCGAACCCCUGCCAUGGGGCAGCCCCCUGCCGCGUGCUGCCCCAGGGCGAGGCCAAGUGCGAGUGCCCCCGGGGCCGGGAGGGCAGCCUCUGCCAGACAGCCUCAGAGCGGGAGGAUAGCCAGCCUUUCCUGGCCGACUUCAACAGCUUCUCCUACCUGGAGCUGAAAGGCCUGCAGGCCUUUGAGCGGGACCUGGGGGAGAAGAUGGCGCUGGAGGUGGUGUUCCUGGCCCGGGGCCCCAGCGGCCUGCUCCUCUACAAUGGGCAGAAGACAGACGGCAAGGGCGACUUUGUGUCGCUGGCACUGCACGACCGUGUCCUGGAGUUCCGCUACGACUUGGGCAAGGGGGCAGCGGUCAUCAGGAGCAAGGAGCCAGUGGCCCUGGGCGCUUGGACCAGGGUCUCCCUGGAGCGAAACGGACGCAAAGGAGCCAUGCGGGUCGACGAUGGGCCCCGUGUGCUGGGGGAGUCCCCGAAAUCCCGCAAGGUGCCGCACACCGUCCUCAACCUGAAGGAGCCGCUCUACGUGGGGGGCGCCCCUGACUUCAGCAAGCUGGCCCGGGCGGCCGCCGUGCCCUCCGGCUUCGAUGGCGCCAUCCAGCUGGUCUCCCUGAACGGCCGCCAGCUGCUGACCCGGGAGCACGUGGUGCGGGCGGUGGACGUCUCGUCCUUUGCAGGCCACCCUUGUACCCGGGCCGAGGGUCACCCUUGCCUCCACGGGGCCUCCUGUCUCCCUCGGGGGGCCUCCUACGAGUGCCUGUGUCCUGGGGGCUUCUCGGGGCUGCACUGCGAGAAGGGCCUGAUUGAGAAGUCGGCCGGGGACCUGGACACACUGGCCUUUGACGGACGGACCUACAUCGAGUACCUCAACGCCGUGACAGAGAGCGAACUGACCAAUGAGAUCCCAGCCGAGAAGGCGCUACGGAGCAACCACUUUGAGCUGAGCCUGCGCACCGAGGCCACGCAGGGGCUGGUGCUGUGGAGUGGCAGAGCCACGGAGCGGGCCGACUACAUCGCACUGGCCAUCGUGGACGGGCGCCUGCAGCUGGCUUACGACCUGGGCUCCCAGCCCAUGGUGCUGCGCUCCACCGUACCAGUCAGCACCAACCGCUGGUUGCGGGUCAGGGCACACAGGGAACAGAGGGAAGGCUCCCUUCAGGUGGGCAACGAGGCCCCUGUGACUGGUUCCUCCCCACUGGGUGCCACGCAGCUGGACACAGACGGAGCCCUGUGGCUGGGUGGCCUAGAGAAGCUGCCUGUGGGCCAGGCCCUGCCCAAGGCCUACGGCACGGGCUUCGUGGGCUGCCUGCGGGACGUGGUGGUGGGUCGGCGCCCGCUGCACCUGCUGGAGGACGCCGUCACCAAGCCGGCGCUUCGGCCCUGUCCUGCCCCGUGAGCCACAAUGCAGCCACGACCCACCCUGCUGUAAUUAUUUUCUAUUUUUGUAAACUUGUUGCUUUUUUGAUAUGA